This is a messenger RNA of Cyprinodon tularosa, 1161 nucleotides long. RefSeq names its product trace amine-associated receptor 1-like. Gene Ontology annotation, molecular function: G protein-coupled receptor activity. The transcript has 2 exons. Gene Ontology annotation, cellular component: membrane. Lineage: Eukaryota; Metazoa; Chordata; Actinopteri; Cyprinodontiformes; Cyprinodontidae. The record is from RefSeq and is a predicted model, not a curated record. Gene Ontology annotation, biological process: adenylate cyclase-activating adrenergic receptor signaling pathway. The coding region runs from base 190 to 1161 and encodes 323 amino acids.
GACUGGUUUCACAGAGACUCACAUGGCUGUGAGCCACUUACACUUCUGCUCUGACAGAGUAUAAGGGUGAAUCUGCAAUAUAAGAGAAAAGUCAGGGAGGGGUUGUAACGUAUAUAUAAUUUUUGGCAUGGUGAAUGCAUUUUAUAAGAGGGAUUGGUUUUAUUUUCAUAGAUCUUAUAUUCAAUCUUUAUGGAUAACGGGACUGGUGUUUUAACUCACUUACUUAAUCUAUGUUUUGAGAUGAAUCUGCUUAGUUACAAAUCAACAACUCCUGCUGUGUGUGUCAUAUUGUAUGUUUUCCUGACACUUUUGUCUCUUGUCACAGUAUGUGGAAACCUCCUUGUAAUAAUUUCUAUAUUUUACUUCAAGCAGCUCCACACUCCCACCAACACUCUGAUUCAGUCUCUGGCUGUAGCUGACCUGUUGGUUGGUGUUCUUGCUUUUCCAUUAACAAUGUCAUUCACUUUUAGCUUAUGUUUUUAUGACAAUAACAUGUUUUGUAAGAUAAAAAACAGCUUUGAUGUAUUGCUCAACACAUGCUCUAUUUUGCACUUGUGUUGCAUUUCAGUUGAUAGGUAUUAUGCAGUGUGUCAGCCUCUCGCAUAUAGAUCUAAAAUCAGCCUCCAUGUUGUGAUCAUCAUGAUCGGUGUAAGCUGGGGUGUUUCAGUUGUUACUGCAAUUGUAGUAAUAAUUUCUAGAUUGGACACAGAAGAAUGUGUGGAUGCAUGUUUUAUUGAUAUUAUGAUGACAAACAUUGUGGGACCUUUAAUAUCCUUUUACCUUCCAGUGGUCAUAAUGCUUUGCAUCUACCUGAAGAUAUUUGUUGUUGCACAGAGACAGGCACGGAGCAUCCAAACCAGGACAAACUCUGGAGCAACUGUCAGUAAGAUGGAGAGAAAAGCCACCAAAACUCUGGCAAUUGUCUUGGGCGCGUUUCUGUUUUGCUGGGCUCCUUUUUUUCUUUCCCUCACAUUUUUACCUUUUACUAACAGUUUUGUUGUGGUUCCAGUGAUAGAAUCAGCUGGUUGGUUUGCACUGAUCAAUUCAACUCUAAAUCCGUUUAUUUAUGCUUUCUUCUACACCUGGUUCAGGUCAGCUGUUAAAAUGAUACUUUCUGGGAAAAUAUUCUUUGGCAACUAUGGUAACUUAAAGUUAAACUAA